GUUGACUUUCUUUGUCCUAAAUUCACUUUUUGAACCAGCAGUAGGUUCCGAAGCAUGACACUGCAUUAAUUCGCAGUGGUGCAGUAUAUAACACAAUAAUAUCAAUCCGAGUAGAUGAAAAUGUAUGAUUGAGUUUUUGGCUCUCUGAGUGAAAAGAGAAAAUGAUGGGAAAAUCUUUUCACUUGUUGCGUGACCCAAAAGAUAGAGAACAUGAUGUCGCGGCCAGAAGUGAACAAAACUCAUCUGUUGACGUUGACGACCUCAUCAAACCAGACGAACAAACUUCGGUCUCCUGCUGGGCCAGGCAGCCAGUUUUGUGGGUAGUUCUCACCGUCGUGGGCUUCUCACUGGUCAGCUUCUUCACGAUCUAUUUUUCGGUGACCGCGGCAAGUAGUCCUGCUUCUGGUUCUGCUACAACCUCCCGACCGGGGGGACAAGGCCAGACCAGAAACGGCGGACAGGGCGGCGGCGCAGGUAGUUCCUCCCCUAAUAACGACAACCACGGUGACCGUGGAAGCACGAACGGCGGGGGCAACAACGGGAAUGGUAAUACCCCCAACCAGGGCAACAAUGCCGGAGGUCGAGACCCCCGGGUUCCGGCAAACCUCCCUGCGCACUACGUAGCAUUCGCCUCGGAGGAGCCGCAGACGGGGGCCGAAGUCCAAAAUGACGCGCGGCUGCGGGGCGCGAAGGCGUUGCGCGGGCGGCAAGAAAAGUUCGUCGCGUUGAGCCCUGCAGGAGCAGCACAACAGCAGCCGCCGCCACGACAGCUCGCGGGGCAGACGGUAGGGUACUACAAUUUCGCGUCCAUUCCGGGCACGAUCACCGUCGACGGCAAGGCGCACGACAAGCAAUGGCUCCUGGAUAACUUGCUGGUGAAGCAGCAGACGCAGUUCCGCACGGUUUUGCAAGAAUUGGAAACGCUCGGCCGCAAACAGGGUCACUACAUUUGGUGGGUGGUACCCAGCGACCGCUGGGGCGGGUCCGAGGCGCCGAACGAGCGGACCGCCGUGGCAAAAGACGCCUGCAAGGAACUGUUCGUCCGGCAGAAGUACAAAACCUUGGUUCUGUACGAGAAGAUUCUGGAGAAAUUUCUGGAAUUGCUCCAAAACCGCCCGACCGGGCGCACAGACCCGGUGUCCGGGAAAAAAAUCCCGAACCCGCGGGUCAUCCCUCCCAUCGACUUUGGGAAAAUUCACUUUUGGAUCCGGUUUUACCAGCGGAGCUGCGAGGAUGCGGAUUGGGUGCCCGACUGGUACAAGAACCUGGUGGCGCGCUGGGACCAGUACCACUUUUGACGAAAGAAUUUCUCAAGUAUUUUUGACAUGCGAGACACCACGAGCACGACCGACGUCAAUGACUAUAGUGGGAUCGAAAAAUAGUGACAAUCGAAACGUGCCACGGUCGAGGAGGUACAAGGCAUUCACUCCUACGCUUUUGGAAAACAGCGAGCAGUCGAUGUAAUUAAGUAUUGAGUAGAACUAGAAGGUGACCCGGAACCUGAAGCCGGCGAGCCACGAUGGAAGCUUGGAUAAUGAAGUUAGAAGUAGAAGCUGAAAUAAAAUGAAGUAAUUCACGAUGCCUGCAAGUCAAGGGAAUGUUGGUACAUAUUACAAUGCACAUCUAGAUGAGUAAGCACUACCUAAACAUCCAUGUGGUAGCUUCGCAACUGAGAUUCUUAUCGUCGUUGCGGAAAAUUUUCUCGCAAUGUCUAUAUUUUGGUUCUUAUUUUGCCUUCAAACUCUUUCUGUCCUCAAAGACCGAACCCAACCAUUUAUUUUACAUUUUGGAAGAACUUGUCUUGAUGUACCCCGAAUAGAAGGAGGAUGUCUAGAGUAGAUGCCCUCGGUAGGGCUAACGAACCCUAGUACACGGUGUAUAAUUUUCUUUUGGCGACAGACUGUUUUCGUUGUCCGCUCGUUUUGGAUGACACAAAAUAAAACGGAUAUAA
Molecule: messenger RNA, 1951 nt
Organism: Amoebophrya sp. A120
Lineage: Eukaryota; Dinophyceae; Syndiniales; Amoebophryaceae
Source: the annotation of a GenBank genome assembly